AUGGUGAUGGAUCGAUUCCACAAGGCUAACCCUCCAUCGUUUGAAGGUCACUAUAAUCCUGAUGGAGCUCAAAAGUGGUUGCAAGAAGUUGAGAAAAUUUUCAGAGGAGUGGCAUGUCCCGCAAGUCAGAAAGUGCAUCUUGGCACCUUUAUGUUGACAGAGGAAGCUGAACAUUGGUGGGAUAAUGCGUGCCAACGUUUAGAUAAUGCAGGGACUCCAAUUACUUGGGCUAUAUUCAAGGACAUGUUUUUAAUUAAGUAUUUCCCUGAAGAUAUCUAUAAUAUAAAGGAGAUGGAAUUUGUUAAAUUGGAACAUGGGAAUAUGUCAGUAGCAGAGUAUGCUGCUAAGUUCGAGGAAUUAUCCAGGUACUAUCCACUCUAUGUUGGAGAGGCAUGA
Molecule: messenger RNA, 396 nt
Organism: Cicer arietinum (chickpea)
Lineage: Eukaryota; Viridiplantae; Streptophyta; Magnoliopsida; Fabales; Fabaceae
Source: RefSeq, a predicted model, not a curated record